Drosophila albomicans is the source of this 617-nucleotide messenger RNA. RefSeq lists its product as uncharacterized. The transcript has 2 exons. The record is from RefSeq and is a predicted model, not a curated record. NCBI's taxonomy places the organism in Eukaryota, Metazoa, Arthropoda, Insecta, Diptera, Drosophilidae. Bases 162 to 500 code for a protein of 112 amino acids.
UCUACUUCAAUUGUUCAUUCUUCUUUUAAUUUUUUGGUGUAUGUCUAUUUUUACAUAAUAAAAACGUACUUUCCGAAGUUGUGCUCCAACCGGCAGCGACGCCCAUUUGGCCAAUUAAUCGAUUCGCAAGCGCAGCAGUGCUGUUUAAAGUCUAAUCCAAAAUGAGUAAGCCUGGUUGUUGUUGCAAGAGUGCCAAUGAAACGAGCCCAAAUUGUGUCUAUUGUCGUAACAAAAAUCAAGUAACUUAUGAUGAUAAUAACUACUACCAAAACGAUUAUAACAAUCAAAAUCAAUAUGCCUACGAUCCCUAUGGACAAUAUGGCUAUGGCCAAGGUAGCGAAUAUUCAUACGAUAAGGAUGGUGGUUACUCCACGGGCAGUCAGUAUAGCGAUGGCGAACAGGACAAUUCCAAUUGGGAUCUGGUAAAGCCUGUGUUGGUCUUUGGUGUCGGUUGUUUUCUGACCUCCCAAAUGGUGAAUGUGGCCAACGAGCUGGGCUAAGAGCAAAACUGCUCUGUAUUUUAGAUGUUUGGGUCUGUCUUUUUUUUUUUUUCUUAUUUCUUGAUGAAAUGUUAACCCAUUGAUCUUUCUACACAACUCAUACAAACACUGACGUAA